GUAGGUGGGCAGGGAGGCCGAAGUGAACAGCCCGGUCGGAUGUGCACCCUCUCUCUCUCUCUCUGACCCCUACCGAACAGCACCGAGUCUCCUCUUCUUCGUCUCCUUUCACCAACCCCGCGCCCCCCUGUUUAUAUAUAUCUCUCUCUCUCUCUCUGUCUUCUUCUGCGAUUCCAUUGCAGAGGAGGAGGACGGACUUCCAAUGGCGUCGUCUUCCACCGUGAAGCCACUCGGAGCCUCCCGAUCCGACAUCUUUUCCGGCUCCACACGCCUUCCCUCCGUUCUCCGCACCCCCUCCGUUCAAAUCUCGUUACGCUCCCGCAUUCCCCGCAAGCUCCAGGUUCAGGCAGCUGGAAACUCUUUUGGUACUUUUUUCCGUGUUACUACGUUCGGAGAAUCUCAUGGAGGUGGUGUUGGUUGUAUAGUAGAUGGAUGCCCUCCUCGUCUGCCCCUCUCGGAGGCUGAUAUUCAAGGCGAUCUUGAUAGGAGGAGACCAGGUCAGAGCCGAAUCACCACCCCAAGGAAGGAGACUGAUACAUGCAAGAUAUAUUCAGGGAUAGCAGAAGGGAUGACAACCGGGACACCAAUUAUGAUUUCUGUGCCAAAUACUGAUCAGAGAGGCCAUGAUUACAAAGAAAUGUCUCUAGCUUAUCGGCCUUCUCAUGCUGAUGCAACUUAUGAUUUUAAGUAUGGGGUAAGAUCAGUGGAGGGUGGUGGUAGAUCUUCAGCCAGAGAAACAAUUGGGAGGGUUGCAGCGGGAGCUAUUGCUAAGAAAGUUCUUAAAAAAUAUUCAGGAACUGAGGUGCUGGCUUAUGUUUCGAAGGUCCAUGAGGUUGUACUUCCGGAGGAAUUAGUCGAUCAUGAAACUCUAGCAUUUGAUCAGAUAGAGAACAACAUUGUUAGGUGCCCAAAUCCUGAAUAUGCAGAAAAGAUGAUUGCAGCAAUUGACGCAGUCCGUGUGAGGGGUGAUUCUAUUGGUGGUGUUGUAACAUGCAUUGUGAAAAAUUGCCCACGUGGCCUUGGUUCACCAGUUUUUGAUAAACUAGAAGCUCUGUUGGCUCAAGCUGCUAUGUCAUUACCUGCUAGCAAGGGCUUUGAAAUCGGCAGCGGUUUUGCAGGCACUAAUUUGACUGGGAGUCAGCACAAUGAUGAGUUCUACAUGGAUGGAAGUGGAAGAAUGAGGACCCGAACAAAUCGCUCUGGUGGCAUACAGGGAGGAAUAUCUAAUGGGGAAAUCAUAACAAUGAGAGUAGCUUUCAAGCCAACAGCUACUAUCUCCAGGAAGCAAAACACAGUUACCAGAGACAAAAUAGAGACUGAGCUAAUAGCCCGUGGUCGACACGAUCCUUGUGUUGUCCCUAGAGCUGUUCCGAUGGUGGAAGCAAUGGUUGCACUGGUGCUUCUAGACCAGUUGAUGGCACAACAGGCACAGGGCUAUCUACUCGGUAUCAAUCCUGAACUCCAGGACCCUCUACACAGAUUUGAAAUUGCCAAUGCAGAGUAGACAUAGUGCCAAGCAGGCCUGUGUUUAUUUUCGUGCUUUUUCAAGUGUUUGGGGAAGCCUUGGUAUUUGUUUGUGCGUUAGAUUUUGAAAUAAAAGCCAAAUUAUGUAAUUUCUUUUCCUUUCUCAAAGCUUACGGCAUGUUUGUACCAAUUCUUUGGCGUUGUGAAGUAUACGUCUUUCAUUAUGAUUUACAAACCUGUUUGAAGCACUGCAUUACCACGGACCCUUGGCAAGUCGAAAAUGUAAUAUAAUUAUUUUGAGAUAUA
Molecule: messenger RNA, 1770 nt
Organism: Punica granatum (pomegranate)
Lineage: Eukaryota; Viridiplantae; Streptophyta; Magnoliopsida; Myrtales; Lythraceae
Source: RefSeq, a predicted model, not a curated record